CCAUCCAAACAAGCUGUUAGAAAGAAAGGACAACUGGACGAGCAAAUCUCAAAUUCCCAAUCCUUCCAGAAACCCUCGGCUCAGACUGGUCGCCGCUAUUCCGUCAUCCAACACCGUCGGCAACUUCUCCAAAAUGGUGAUUCCUCCGCCAAUUAGACCAGACAGAGUGACGAAGUAUCUCAAACCAUAUGUGCUGAGGAUGCACUUCACAAACAAGUAUGUAAACGCUCAAGUAGUUCACACGCCAACUGCAACAGUGUCUACUUCUGCAAGCACACAAGAGAAAGGCUUAAGGCUUGCCAUGGUAGAAGCAAAAGAAAAUACUAGAGAUGUGGCUGCAGCUGCAAAAAUAGGUAAGUUAUUGGGAGAGCGGUUGCAGGCUAAAGGUAUUCCUGCCAUAUCUGUUUUCUUUAAGAGAGAGCAAAGAUACCAUGGAAAGGUCAAAGCAGUUAUUGAUUCAGUGAAAGAAGCCGGCAUAGAAUUGGUUUGAUUUGGAGCACAUGACCGUUUCCUCGUUUCAUGUCCUGCCGGAUUUCCUCCCCAAGGCAAAGAAUUUAUUUGUCUAUUGGCUUUGCAAAUCCAUUUUCCUAGUUAAGCGCUAUUUGGACAAUUUCUCGUCUCACUUCUUGCAACUGGAGCAAUGUGUGGUUUGCAAUGUAUAAGAUGUCACAUUUUGCAACAUUAUCACAAUUCACAUGAUACUUUGAUCAA
Molecule: messenger RNA, 711 nt
Organism: Nicotiana attenuata
Lineage: Eukaryota; Viridiplantae; Streptophyta; Magnoliopsida; Solanales; Solanaceae
Product: 50S ribosomal protein L18-like
Exons: 2
Coding region: 134-490 (118 amino acids)
Biological process (GO): translation
Cellular component (GO): ribosome
Molecular function (GO): structural constituent of ribosome; 5S rRNA binding
Source: RefSeq, a predicted model, not a curated record